AUGAGGUUACGUGUCACUGUCAGGCGCCACGGCCUUCCUGAUACUUCCAUCGUCUGGUCGAUUGACACAAGUACCUCUCCUACAAUCUAUCAGCUCCUCGAGCAGAUCAACGGCAUCGUACCGGUCGAGACAGAUGGGCAAUGGGGCUUGGAGGAUUACGCUGUAGAAUUGAGGGGUAGCAAUGGCGUCAACUACGAAUGCCUUCACUUUCAGCCUGUUGCCAGUGUAAUGAAAGAGGAAGACGAGGUCAUCAUCCGCCCGCUCCUCACACAAGACCUCAAAGUACGCAGAAUAUCCGGCAGGCACCAGAUCUCGGAUGAUGGCAAGCGUCUUUACGAUGGCCUUGCCCUGGGCAGACCUCUCCUCCGAUUACCUGCUGGCCGACCGGCUAUCAAUAUACCUCCACGGAAGAAGCGAAGGGUGACAUAUGAUGAGGACGAAGAUGAUGAUGAGGGCUGUGCUGCUCUCAAGGAGACAGAUGAGUCAGAGAGUGAGGACAACCAGCUCCUUCUUACAGAGGCCGACCUCGAAGAUGAAGACUCAGAAGACGACGACGAUUUUGCUCCUGGGAAUGAUAGCGAUGCUGCGGAAAAUGAGGAUAGUGACUCCGCUGAAGAUUACGACAAUCAGCAGCCAGCCUUAACAUCUGCUUCUGAAGAUGACGAUUCAGAAGACGACGAGGAAGUUGCGCCUGAAGGAGAGAAUAUGGACGAAGCAGAUGACGAUGAUAAUGACAAGCAGUUGGUUCUCCACGCGGAUUUCGAUAAUGCUGACUCCCAGUCUGACGAAGAGGGCCGGAUUAUUGGUCCUGAAGAGGAAGAGUCAGACAACGAAAGAGAAGGAAGCCAACACGGUAUUGAAGAAUAUUGGUCCGAUGAAGUUACUGCAGAUGUUGGGCUUUCUUCUGGAUCUGAUCCUGGACAAGACGCAGCCGAUAUCGAUGAUGAGCCUGCUUUUUCUGGUAUCUCUGACCCCGAAACCCGAGCCAAGAUCCGUAAAUUACAAUCAGCUUUUCCCAGCACGCAUAUUGCUCUUUGCAAAAGCAUUUUGAGGGCUGUCGGUGGGGAUAUGGGCGAUGCAUACGAAGUUCUCACUCGAGGAUCCCAUCCCACGAAAUCCAAAAGCGAGAUUGCUGAGACCGCUGAAAGCCACAACAAGCUGUCAGUAAAAAAGACUCGCUCAAAGCGAAUGCCCAAAUCGAAGCACAAGUCUCCAGUGGUUGAUGCCAAGAGGGACUCUGACAGUAUGCAAGAUGACGCUGAAGAGAUCUUGGAUCCCCUUGUGCAACAGUAUGAUAAGCAGGGGUUUCCACCAGGAUCCAUCAGUUCGGGCAAGGCUCUGGCCUUCAUGGCCGAAGCUGCGAGGAGCUCACCGGGUCCUCAUCCGAAAUCGAGCGACGCGGCUUUGGUCAAACAAAGCAAACGUAUCAGGUUCACUGAUGAUGAAGAUUUCUCUAAUGGUCUCACAUCAACCCCAUUUAUAGACAAAGAGACACAAGAAGUCGAAUCAAGUGAUGAUCAGAACGGCAGCGACGACUCCAGCCAUGAUUCUUCCUCGAGCAGUGAUAGCAGCGACCUUUUUUCUGAUGACGGCGAAGAAAUACCUGAUGCUGUCAACGACUCACCAUCUUCCGACAGCAGCAUGGACAGUAGCAGUGAUUCUUCUAGUGAGGAGGAAUCUCCAGAAGAAGAAUCCAGCAAGACGCCUGUUAGAAAGGCACAUUCAGCAGGAACCCCGGGCAAAGGUACUGCUAGGACUCGCAGCAGAAAUGUGCGAAGACGGAAUGCCAACCAUCUGGCUAGAUACAAAGAGAAGGGGAUUUUACCAGCCGGUACGACUUUGGCGGAGUUCUCCAAGUUGAAGCAAGUGAACGAAAACACUUCUCCAGAGGAAGCUCUUGCUGCAUUAGAGGAGUUGAGGUCUCCGGCGCAGACUACGGGAGCAGGCGAGGCUUCCAAGAGCGCUUCGUCUACGGGUACCUCUACUCGUGACGCCGCCAAGGAAGAAUUUGAGCUUCGCAGACGAGAACUUCUUGCUUCACUAGCUAACGGUGGCGUCGAAGUUGGCAUUGAGUCGGCGAAGAAACCCCAAAAGUCUCUCAAUUCCAGCCGAAGACUCAAAUCAGCCAAGAAUGACUGUUUGAAAAUUCUAGCAAGUGGAGCUGUCGAAGUCGAGCAAGCAGUCAGCUCUAUAUCUGACGAGGUUGAGACCAACAGACCGUCUCUGAUCUCAAAGGCCUUCUCAAAUUUGACCUCAGGUGUCACCGAACCCAAUGCUAUGGAAGAGGGAGAUCUGAAAUCUUCAGCAGGCCUUGAAGCUCCCAAGGAUAUUGAAACCCCCGUUCCAUCUACCAAACCACGGCCGACCUCAGUCGAAACGGCACCGCGACGCGCGAAACUUGACUUGGGUGCCGGACGAAGGAUGCUGUUUGGCGCGUUGGGCUUGAAGACUCCCAAGACCAAACAAGACGAGGAGAAACUCAAGAAAGACUUCAUGAAGAAUAUCAAGCCUCUGAUAACCCGGAAAGAUGUUGAAGAUCCCAAAGCCGGUAUCGAUGAAGGAUUGGACGAGGACUCAGAAGCCUGGAGAGAGAAAAUCAUAUAUCGGGCCGUGGAGUGCGUUCAAGACGAUAUUGAAUUGAGUGAGCCACCUUUCCCAUUUGUUCAACGAUGGGAUUCUCAGCAGCGCUGGCCCAAGAAUGGCAAGAGGAAGAAUGAACAACGACUGGAAUCGCAGUGUUACAAUGAAGAUUCUCGGAUGUCCAAGAAGCAGAAGAGAAACCGCAAGGGUAAGCACACCUAUGUAGAGGAGCAAGAAUACCUGGAGGCGUUUUACGAGACUAGCUUUCAAGAGGAUAGUUUUAUGGACACGCCGUUUGAUGUAUCGGCACAGGCACAGGAUCAAAAUCAGAAUGUCGACGAGGAAAUCAAUCAACAAUUUCUGAACGAUGCACAGCCUUUAGCUCAGGAUCUUCAAGAUUCUGCUGACUUGCCUGAACUUCCUGGAGAUCUUUCAGCCCUGCCCGAUCUCCUCGAUGGCAUGGCUAAGGUCGGCAUGAUUGUUGCCUUCAAGAAGUUGGAGUUUUCUGCUGCUACCCAGUGGCAACCCCUCCAAUCGGACUACAUGACUGCAACUGUCACCGAGGUUUUGCAGAGUGGCGAACUUACUCUUACACUCGCUCUCAGAGACCGAAAACAAAUCAAGAAACGAUACGAUGAGAGGACUGGCGAGAGAAUCUUUGAUAAAUUCGAGAUGCCUGUCGAAGAUGACGAUGACGGCAGCGUUCUCUAUCUCUCAUUUGGAGAGCUGCAAGAGCCGAAAAUUGUUCAGAACCCAAACGCCAGUUUGGUCCAAACUUCUUUGGAGGGAAAGGCCAACCAAGGUAUUGGUUGCGACGUUGCCAUGAAUGAACCCGCUGAAGUAAGUACUGCUAGUGCCGCUGUUGGGGAGAAACGUCCACAAGCGAGGGAAGGGAACAGCGUCGACAUAUCAGCUACAGUAGAGCACGAAAAAGAUGCCACGAGAGCACAGUCAUCUCAUGAGCAACUUCCCGAGGCGUCGGAGCAAGAGCUGCCUGAGAUACAAUCUUCUCGCCGAUAUUCUCACGAAGAAGAGCUUCCAGAAGCACAGUUAUCUCAUGUCACAGAGACGCAGCUGAAUUCAGAUGCUUCAGGGUCUUUCCAGCAAGACCACCAGCCAGAUGCUACUGAAACCGACCAGGCACAAUCCGUGACUGCGUUCAAUGAGGAAAUUGAAACCGAAGAGACUCACGUCGAGGACCCCGUAGUAGAAGAAAUGCAAAACGAAGAGAUAUUUGUUGAUGCUCCUGUGGCACAAAAAAUGGAUCUUGACUUCGCCGACCCUGCGACGCCUGUUCUUUGUGACAUUGAUAUGAGCGAGCCGACCGACGAGGCAAGACAAACCAUAGGUCGCAUGAUGAAGGAAGCUGGUUUUCGCUCGAGUGUUCCGUCAUCUAUUCUGAGGGAAAUUCGCCCGGACGGAUUUCAAUCUCCCGGUGAGGCCGCUUUAUUUGAGAAGCUCAGGGACGAGAUGAUUAGUGCCGAUGACGGCGAGGAGAAUGAGACGGGAAAAACGAGUCAGGUCUAUUCCCCAAAGUUCAACGGGCUUGGGUCUUCGCCUGUCAGAAAGUCAAGAGAGUUCUCUCGAACGCCAACAAAGCCGCAGCAAGCAGCGCCUGCUAGCUAUCCAGAAAAGCCUCCCUCGUCAAGCUGGGAGACUAUUGACCCGGAAUACCGAAGCUCACCACCCCUUCAUAGGAAGCCAUCUCUGGCGCUCAACGGGGAAGAUGAACAGUCCAGCUGGGUAACGAUCGAGAACACUCAGGCUGAUACCCAAGCUCAGCGUUCUAGCCCUCCGCCUUUCGAGGGUGUUCAUCGUUUCAACGUCGCAACACCUGAAUCAGCUAGACCAUUUAACCAUCCAGUCCAGGAAAACUCGGGGGUCUUUACGCCUCAACCUGUGGAAUGUGCAAAGACCAUGAGUUCUCCCCCGCCCGACUCUGCCAAGCUACCUGUCGGAAAAGCCCAGGCGUACUGGAACCAACUGCAACCACGGAAGCGGAGGAGAAGCAACGAUUCUGAUGCUACCAGUACCAAGUCGAGCCCGAAGCGCUCACCCGCUCGUUCGCUUGGCAUAGAUGGUGCAGAGGAGAUGGAGGCUGAAUCGAGCUUGAAGUACCCUAAGCUUCCGACAAUUUCGUCUUUUACCAGUCAGGCCACAGACGCUGGUCGGCAACCUGACUUCCACUUUGAUGAAAGUAUCGCAUUGAAUGACGACUCGAUCAUCAUCCCAGACAAUGACACCAGUACCUCUUCUAAUCAGCCGGAGCAAGGAUCCUCAAAAUUCAAGGAUGGAGCUGACAUUGCCACGGUGCCACCAAAGAGGUCGCUCUUCACUAAGGUUGUCCGGCCGCCUUCUCUUCCGGAUUCUUCCUCUGACGAAGAUCUCCCUUCUCUAAAGCAGCUGUCACAGCGUGCUGCAACGAUCAAACGCGAAACUACAACUCCGGUCGCCUCCAAGAAGGCAACUGCGGCAGAUUUAGCUUAUAAAAAUUCAAUGGCCGAGAUGGAGGACGACCUUGCCGAUGGCCAAACAACACCUAAGGCUUCCCAAAGUAAGCAGCGACGAGCAUCUACACAAUCUUCGAGAAGUCAGGCGUCACAAAGCCGCUUUAUUGAGAAGCCAGCAUCCCACCCUUCCGGGAGCAGGGCCUCAGAUGAUCCAGCUUCUCAAUCACGAAACCGCGUCCACCAUGCAUCUCAAUCCCGAGCACCUGCCCGAAGCACAAGUGCUAUCCCCCCUGGAUCUCAGGUCAUAGAAAUACUAUCAUCAAGUGACGCCGAGCCAGAGCCGGAGCAAGCAGCUGAAGCACUGGAUACUCGCCCCAAGUCAUUUAGAGGAUUUAAUAUUGACAUGGACGAUGAUAAUAUCGCUGGCUCUUCGAGUGGGUGGGUACAGAAGAGGAGCGGCCCGAUCAAGCGUGCUGAGCCAAGAGCUAGGAAGGCUUCUUGCUAG
Molecule: messenger RNA, 5535 nt
Organism: Drepanopeziza brunnea f. sp. 'multigermtubi' MB_m1
Lineage: Eukaryota; Fungi; Ascomycota; Leotiomycetes; Helotiales; Drepanopezizaceae
Molecular function (GO): ubiquitin binding
Source: RefSeq, a predicted model, not a curated record